AUGUUGGAGCCCAAGCUGGACGCCUCCUCGUGUGCGCUGGGCAGUGGGGGGGAGCGCUCCUGUCUGCACCUGCCCCCCCCCUCUGAGGGAGAGGAGAGCAGCCUGUACCCCUCCAGCCCCUCCGAGCCCCGCACCCUGGGCAGCCCGCACCCCUCAGACCCCCUCACGCCGCUGGACGACAUCUACACGCCGCUGGGAGGAAGCCUGAAGGUCCCGCCCACGCCGCCUCCGUCCACCGAGGGCGAGGAGCAGAGCGACCUGUGGAGGACGGACCAGGACGAGCUGCACGAGGACCAGGACGAGCUGCACGAGUACGAGGAGUGCGCGCGCAGAGGGAGCAGCGAGGGCCAGGAGUACGAGGCCGAGCGGAGGAACGGGCUGGAGGGCGGCGGCCUGAGCCUCACGGUCCUGAACGCAGACGAAGACAACACCUCUGAGCCUCAGGACGCGCCUCCCUCCUCCUCUUCCUCCUCCUUCAUCAUCCCCGAGCUGCGCCUGGACCGAAGCUUCAGCGCCGACGCUCUCUCCUCCAACACCGAGGACGAGGACUUUGAAGACGAGGACUCGGAGGAGGAGGACGAGGAGGAGGAGGAGGACAGUGAUGAUGCGUACCUGCAGAGGAGCGACAGUAAACGCCGCAGUAUGGUGGCGGCCUGCGAGAAGCACGGCGGCGGCGGCGGCGGCCUCAGCGUGCAGAACUCACUGAGGAGACGGACGCACAGUGAGGGCAGUCUGCUGCAGGACCCGCGCUCCGCCUGCUUCACCUCAGACAACGCCAUCCACCGCCUGGAGGCCGGCGGCGGGCACUCGGGCGGCUGGACGCUGCCAUCGCCUCAAACGCUGAAGAAGGAGCUCACCAAGAACGGAGGCUCCAUGCACCAGCUCUGCAUGCUGUUCGCGGGCCGCAAGCUGAGUUCCGGAUCCCCCUGUAGCUGCGAAGUGCGCUCCGACGGAAGGAAGAAGAAGAAAUCCAAGAAUCUCUUCUGCCAUUUACUACGCUGCCGUGUGCUGGGCCCCGGGCAGCACAGAGCGGGACAGAAACAGACUGAACAAGCUGGUCAGGAGGAGGUCAGGGACAGGAGGCCCCUGGACUCUGUGGAGGAGGUGAGGGACAGGAGGCCCCUGGACUCUGUGGAGGAGGUGAGGGACAGGAGGCCCCUGGACUCUGUGGAGGAGGUGAGGGACAGGAGGCCCCUGGACUCUGUGGAGGAGGUGAGGGACAGGAGGCCCCUGGACUCUGUGGAGGAGGUGAGGGACAGGAGGCCCCUGGACUCUGUGGAGGAGGUGAGGGACAGGAGGCCUCUGGACUCUGUGGAGGAGGUGAGGGACAGGAGGCCCCUGGACUCUGUGGAGGAGGUGAGGGACAGGAGGCCUCUGGACUCUGUGGAGGAGGUGAGGGACAGGAGGCCCCUGGACUCUGUGGAGGAGGUGAGGGACAGGAGGCCCCUGGACUCUGUGGAGGAGGUGAGGGACAGGAGGCCCCUGGACUCUGUGGAGGAGGUGAGGGACAGGAGGCCUCUGGACUCUGUGGAGGAGGUGAGGGACAGGAGGCCCCUGGACUCUGUGGAGGAGGUGAGGGACAGGAGGCCCCUGGACUCUGUGGAGGAGGUGAGGGACAGGAGGCCCCUGGACUCUGUGGAGGAGGUGAGGGACAGGAGGUGCUAG
Knipowitschia caucasica is the source of this 1665-nucleotide messenger RNA. Lineage: Eukaryota; Metazoa; Chordata; Actinopteri; Gobiiformes; Gobiidae. The record is from the annotation of a GenBank genome assembly.